Drepanopeziza brunnea f. sp. 'multigermtubi' MB_m1 is the source of this 2517-nucleotide messenger RNA. The record is from RefSeq and is a predicted model, not a curated record. NCBI's taxonomy places the organism in Eukaryota, Fungi, Ascomycota, Leotiomycetes, Helotiales, Drepanopezizaceae.
AUGAGGAUUGCUUGCCUUCAGUUCGCACCUCAGGUUAGCGAUAUCGACAACAAUCUCAACCGUGCAGAUGCGAUACUGAGUAAAGCGAAUUCUCAAGAACUAGAUCUGCUAGUACUACCUGAGUUGGCAUUCACUGGUGGGUCUGGAAAGGAGCGCCAUACCUGUUGCGAGCGUUACAAUUUCAAGUCGCUACAAAAUAUCAGUACCUACCUCGAACCCACCACUGCCGGUAUCACAUCGCUUUGGGCCAGGACGACUUCUUUGAAGUAUGGUUGCGUAGUCACUGCGGGAUACCCUGAAAAGGUCGACAUCGGUCCAAAAUGGCCAGCCUCCACCGAAUAUUAUAAUUCUGCGAUAACGGUGAGCGGCAUGGGCAUGAACCCGUAUAAGUUUGAGGCCCCCUGGAGCGCAUGGGAAUUCGCAUACCAUAUUCUCCACAAGUCGGCAAAUCUUGUCAUCAUAUCUACGACCUGGCUCACCCGAGAAGAUGCGAGGGCAUUCAGUCAACCUCUGAUUCGAGCAGAAAGCGAUGACGAGAUGAUAGCUGUACUCGCUAAUCGCUGUGGAACGGAAGAAGACGCAGUGUAUGCAGGUACAAGCUCAGUGCUCGGCAUUCAAAGUGGAGAAGUCAAGGUUUACGGCAUACUGGGACGGGGUGAGCGAGAACUGCUAGUCGUACACACUAGCCGCCCUCCGCAGGCAAAGCUCAUUUCGGAGCCCAGUCUCUCUAAAAGCUCUAAUUCCGCGAAAUCGGAGCCCCGAAGCUCCUUGCCCAACACUUUCCUAACCAAGCCAACAUCCGCAGCAUUCUCCAAAUCGCCAAAUUCCAAAUGCAUAAGGCCUGGUCAGCCUAUCGCUGAAAAUCUGGGGGUUUCGACCACAGCCACUGCUGCUACAAUCUCUACCUCCAUGCACCUCUCGAUAGACAUGGACAGCACGAUCGCGCCUCUCUGCCCAGUGGACGCUCGUGUUCCCAGCCCUUUCUUCGCCCGGUCCGGCAAUCCCAGCUGCGGAGAACCACGGCACGAAAAAUCCCUCAAAUCCAGCAUCGAAAAGCUCAAGCAAGUUGAACCCAUGAUUCCAGACUCCCUACACUCUUCCGCCCCUCGUCACCCAAAUCCCGUAACGCCAGCCAGGUUCGAAACCCCAACUACGUGGAGCCUGGGCCGACGUGGAGCCUGGGCUGAUUUGGCCGCAUAUGAUCAGCGCGAAUGCGAUACGACUGCUGCGAUUGCGGAAGUACAAUCUAAAGGGCUAUUCUUCUGGAGCUUCGCCUUCCGGGCUUCGGGUUCACCACCACGCUACUUACCAUCCACAACUACCCGCAAAGAUGCGAAUUGGUUGCUUGCAGUUUUCGCCUCAGGUAUGUUGUAUUCAUUCGCUAUGGUUGUCGAAGGCUUAAUGUCUUCGCAGGUUGGCGAUGUUGAUAACAACCUGAACCGCGCCGAUUGCGUUCUGAGCAGGGCAAACCCAAAAGAUCUAGAUCUGCUCGUGCUGCCUGAACUUGCAUUCACUGGAUAUAAUUUCAGGUCCUUGGCGCAUAUUUCGCCUUUCCUCGAGCCCACUACAGCUGGCAUCACUUCGCUCUGGGCACGGACUGCAGCUCUCAAAUACAAUUGCAUAAUAGCUGCUGGCUACCCCGAGAAAGUCGACGUCAGCAAGAGAUGGCCUACAAAUCCUGAGUAUUACAACUCUGUGAUUAUGGUCAAUCAAGAUGGCGAGACCAUCGCAAAUUAUCGAAAAUCGUUCCUGUAUUAUACGGAUGAAACCUGGGCUCUGGAAGGUAAAGGCUUCUACUCAGGAGCCAUCGAAGGCCUCGGCGAUGUUGCUAUGGGAAUAUGUAUGGAUUUGAAUCCUUACAAGUUUGAAGCACCGUGGAGUGCAUGGGAGUUCGCACAUCAUGUCCUUCAUGUUAAGGCAAAUCUUGUGAUACUUUCAAUGGCAUGGAACACUCGAGAAGAUGCGGGAAGCUUCAGUCGAGCGCCACUUGAGCCUGAUAUGGAAACUCUUGCAUACUGGCUCGGCCGUCUUGAACCUUUGAUUCGGGCCGAGGCCAAAGGAGAAAUAAUCGUCAUUUUCGCCAAUCGCUGCGGUACAGAGGACGAGGUCACCUACGCUGGAACAAGCGCGGUAAUUGGAAUCAACGAGGGCGAAGUGAAAGUCUACGGACUUCUAGGCCGCGGAGAGAAAGAGCUUCUUGUAGUCGAUACGAAUGAGCUACCGAAAGCCAAACUGGUCUCGGCACCGAAUUCUGCUGCCACUGAUGUCCUAGAAACCGCCCCUGAAUCAGGUGCUAAUGGAUACGAGCCAGCCGAUCUGCCUGACUGGUCCGAUUCGGACAGUUUUGAAGGUUCUUUGGAGGCGGAUGACUACCAUCAUGAUCCCCCGCCCAUCUCUGCCUCCGACUCUCGACGUUCUCCGCUUCACUUCAAUCCCAAAGCUACCGCCCCCAACGAUGAACUUGACGAGCCAGUGAGAUCAAACAGAGCCGAGUCUCAUGUCCACACUCCAUCAUGA